This is a messenger RNA of Neocloeon triangulifer, 1162 nucleotides long. RefSeq names its product C-type lectin domain family 1 member B-like. The coding region runs from base 91 to 969 and encodes 292 amino acids. The transcript has 9 exons. The record is from RefSeq and is a predicted model, not a curated record. NCBI's taxonomy places the organism in Eukaryota, Metazoa, Arthropoda, Insecta, Ephemeroptera, Baetidae.
UUACUUGGCGGGGGCAGAGGGUAGUGAUAAAAGCUAAGAUAAAAGGCGUCGGUGAAUCAAAAGCGACACACAAGUGCAAAGAGACUGACCAUGGCUCGUUUAAUUUGGCUCAUCCUUUUGCUCAUCACUGCCGUUCUGGCUGCAAACGAGUGUUCAACAAAGCUGGAAGAAUCCGAGUUUCAGCUGGAAAUGUUGCAUAAUUUUAACAAAACAAACGAAAAGCUGGACAGAUUGAUGAGAAUCGUCUUUGAUCAGGUUGUGGAGACGCGGAAGGUGGCCGAGGUGCAAAAAGAAGAGUUAAAUAAAUUUUCCAAUGAGACCAAAGAGCGAUUCGACCAACUGGCCGAAAUCGUGGACCAGCGCCUCAAUCAGACGAUGGAGAGAGUUGAAGAGGUGGCCAAUGAAAAUGAGCAGCUCGUGAAAAAUGUCAACAGAAGGUUGGAUAACUUGGAAAAUCAAAUUGACCAGACUUUGGAAUAUUUGAAGCCACAGAAUCAACAGCUGAACGAAGCAUUCAAUGUCAAGUCUGUUGAAAUCGAAUCCUCGUCUGUCCCAGCCAAAUGCAGUCAGGCUCUUUCAUUAAAGACGCUGUCCAACGGCAAGAGGUACCACUUCAAUAAAACUUCUGUAACUUGGGCUGGAGCAAACGAAUUUUGCACCAAAAUGGGCCUCCACAUGGCCACGUACACGGAUAUGACGGACGUCGACGCCGUGUUGGAAGAAGACAAGAAAACCUACGGCGGAAAGGCUUGGUGGGUUUCGGUGAAAAAUCAGGGCAUUGGAAGCGAAAAGGACUUCCGUUGGCGCGACGGGACAAAAUUGGAGUUGGACAGUCCGUUGUGGGAGGAAAAUAUGGACAAGAAAGAGGAUUGCGCCUACACCAACAAUUACGCGGAAGGAAAAUUAAUAUCUUUCCAAUGCUCAGGCUUCAGUUACGCACUUUGCGAACUCCCAAAGGAAUGCUACUGAUUAGUAGCCCAUAGGAAGAUUGGAAUAAAAAGUUUCCCAAUUUUGAUGGAAAUAAAUCCCAAAAGAAAUACUGCUUUCAAUGAUCAAACUAUUUUAAUUAAUCUUUCAGUCAAAAUAAUUAGGUAAUGUUAUUAUUUCAAUUGAUUUGUCUAAAUUUUUAGAUUGAAAUAAAAAUUUAAAAAUUGCAAUAAAA